UGUUCUGCUGGCUUCUAUAAGGCCAAAUCUUCAGAUGUUGGGUGCUCCAAGUGUCCUCCACAUAGCCACUCGCUCAGAGAUGGGGCCAAUGUGUGUGACUGUCACUCCGGAUUCUUCCGAGCUGAUGCGGACCCUCCCUCCAUGGCCUGCACCCAGCCACCGUCGGCCCCACAGCAGCUCAUCUCUGUGGUGAACGAGACAUCGGUGGUCCUGGAGUGGGCCCCCCCCCCGCCGGUUGGGAGGAAGAAGCGACACCGGGGACACGGUCCGACUGAAAAUCGAGCCGUCCCGAGAAAUCGCAGCGUCUCCCGGUCCGACUCUCUGCACGGCGGCGUGGGGAUGCAGUCCGACCAGGGCAUCGUGGGACCUGAGGUCCAGCCGGGCAGGGGGGUCUUCCAGAGCAGGCCUGCGGAAAGUCCCCGGCCCGGCCUCGGCUCCAUCUCCAGUUCGCAGCUGUGCCUGCCCUGCGGCGCAGAUGUGCUUUUCUCUCCCGGCCAGACGGGCCUGCAGACCACCAGGGUGGUGGUGAGCGAGCUCAGGGCUCACACGCACUACACCUUCACCGUCUUCGCGCGCAACGGGGUCUCUCAGGCCAGCGGCGCAGGGGCGUCGCAGAGCGCGUCUGUCAGCCUCACAACCAAUCAAGCCGCUCCCUCUCCUGUGUCAUCCAUUCAAGUCACUGAUGUCACUAGGCACAGUUUGUCGUUGUCGUGGCAACAGCCCGAUCGACCCAACGGGGUCAUCUUGGAAUACGAGGUGAAGUUCUAUGAAAAGGAUCAGAGAGAAAGGUCCUACCGCAUAAUGAGGACCUUCUCGCGGAGUGUCGAUGUCACGGGUCUCAACCCCCUCACUGUUUACGUGUUCCAUGUGCGUGCUCGCACAGCUGCUGGAUAUGGAGAGUACAGUGCCCCAUUUGAAUUUUCCACCAAUUCAGAUCCGUUCCCUCUGAUUGGAGAAGGAGUUAACUCAGCCUUCCUGCUUUUGUCUGUCAGCGGCGUUGGAAUUUUGCUCUUGAUAUCGGCAGCUGUCUUCAUCAUCAGUCGCAGGAGAAGCAAGUACAGUAAGACAAAGCAGGACUCAGAGGAGGAGAAACAUUUGAACCCAGGAGUCAAAAUUUACGUGGACCCGUUUACCUACGAAGACCCGGACCAGGCCAUCCACGAGUUUGCCAAAGAGAUUGAUGUCAGCAGUAUUCACAUCGAGAAGGUGAUCAAAGCCAUAGAGGAAGGCUACCGGCUGCCUGCUCCCAUGGACUGUCCUGUGGUACUGCACCAGCUCAUGUUGGACUGUUGGGAGAGAGAUCGAGCAGAGAGGCCCACCUUCAGCCAGAUCCUCAACAUGUUGGAUAAACUCAUCCGCAACCCGGGGACUCUGCGCCGCACAGGAGGAGACAGACCGUCGGGCGCAAUGUUGGAGUCGGCGUUGGGUUCAGAGGUGUGUGUGUCAGUCGUACCAGAAAUGUGCGUGCCACAGUGGUCGGUGUGUGAAUGGUUGCAGUCCGUCGGUUUGGAGAGGUACAGGGACACCCUUAAAGCAGCCGGUUACACCAGCCUGGACAGCCUCCUGGUUCUCACACACCAGGAGAUGGACAGACUGGGGAUUAUCACACCGUCACACCAGGACAUACUAAUUGCGAGUGUGCAGCAAGAAAUGUUGUCUCAAAUGCAACACAUGCAGCACUCUAUGGUUCCAGUC
Molecule: messenger RNA, 1695 nt
Organism: Menidia menidia (Atlantic silverside)
Lineage: Eukaryota; Metazoa; Chordata; Actinopteri; Atheriniformes; Atherinopsidae
Source: the annotation of a GenBank genome assembly